AGCUGCUGAUACUCGCCUUUCAGUUUUGUCAGCUCACAGUCACGUGAUCAUAUCAAGAUGGCCGCGCCCAUGUGUUUGGCGGCGUGACGUUAUUCACAUUGUGUUAGACAGACUAAAACAGUUCACGUGAGACUAUUAUUCGAGAUUUUUCCUCCGCUGAACCCGGCCAUCAAUAAUGGAUAAGGACAGCCUGAUUCUCCCCAAAGACUUCCCGGAGCUGAAAAAUGACACAUUCCUGCGAGCCACUCGAGGAGAAGAGGUAGAACACAUUCCUGUGUGGUGUAUGAGACAGGCAGGCCGAUACCUGCCAGAAUUCAGGGAGUCCAGGGCAGGUAAAGAUUUCUUCGAGACGUGCCGCUCUCCUGAAGCCUGCUGUGAACUUACUUUACAGCCGCUCAGACGAUUCCCUUUUGAUGCAUCUAUCAUCUUCUCUGACAUCUUGGUUGUGCCUCAAGCAAUGGGAAUGGAUGUUGAAAUGACUCCAGGAAAGGGCCCCACAUUCCCAGAACCACUGAAAGAACCUGAAGAUCUAAAGAGACUGAAAACCAAAGUGGACGUGUCAUCAGAACUCGACUAUGUUUUCAAAGCCAUCACGCUGACACGGCACAGAAUAGAGGGAAAGGUUCCUCUCAUUGGCUUCACGGGAGCUCCGUGGACUUUAAUGUCCUACAUGAUUGAAGGAGGAGGCUCCCCCACACACUCAAAGGCUAAACGCUGGCUCUACAGGUAUCCUGAAGCCAGCCACAAACUCCUGAGCCAGCUCACAGAUGUGAUUGUGGACUAUCUUCUAGGCCAGGUGAAAGCUGGAGCUCAGGCUCUGCAGGUUUUCGAGUCUCAUGCUGGUUGUUUGGGGCCAGUGGAGUUUAAAGAGUUUUCUCUACCUUACCUGAGAGAUAUCGCUCGUCGUGUUAAGGACAAGAUCAAACAAUCUGGUUUGGACAGUGUGCCUAUGAUGGUUUUUGCUAAAGAUGGUCAUUAUGGGCUUGAGGAUCUCUCCGAUUCUGGUUAUGAAGUAGUGAGUCUUGACUGGACCAUUGAUCCUUCUUCUGCACGUCUAAGGACUGGAGGGAAAGUCAGUUUGCAAGGCAACAUGGAUCCUUGCGCUCUUUACGCCACAAAGGAGCGUAUAUCAGAGAUCGUGAAGAAGAUGCUGGAGGGAUUUGGCAUGAAGGGCUACAUCGCUAAUCUGGGUCAUGGGCUGUACCCCGACAUGGACCCAGAAAACGUUGGGGCGUUCGUGGAGGCCGUUCACACCCAUUCUCGCCAGCUUCUGAAACGCAACUAAGACAUUAAUAUGUAUUUCUCCAUUAGAAGACCCAAAGCAGAUGGGAAACAAAUGCUGGAAUCCAACAACGUACCAUCAAAAGAAUGUUACACUACCACUGUGUCUAAUUUAUUUCAGUAAUUCUGUAGUCCGCUGGUUUUACCCAAAUAUGUUCUUAUAAUGGUUCCACAACAAUCCAUGUGAUUAAUUAAACUCUUGCUCAAAAUAUGUUUUAGCUGGAUUGAAAUCUGAUUGAAUAUGAAGCACAGCAGGAGUUUGUUUUUGAUACAGUACAGUUGUAACAUCUCGACUGACACAUGUCAAUAACGUAAACAACUUUUGAAAGUGUGUGUAAAUAUUGAUGGAUGUUUAAUAUAAAGCAAAAUAAAGAGUGGUCCUUUAAAGGCA
Triplophysa dalaica is the source of this 1672-nucleotide messenger RNA. It is a transcript of the gene urod, whose product is annotated as uroporphyrinogen decarboxylase. NCBI's taxonomy places the organism in Eukaryota, Metazoa, Chordata, Actinopteri, Cypriniformes, Nemacheilidae. The record is from RefSeq and is a predicted model, not a curated record. Gene Ontology annotation, cellular component: cytosol. Gene Ontology annotation, molecular function: uroporphyrinogen decarboxylase activity. The transcript is spliced from 10 exons. Gene Ontology annotation, biological process: heme biosynthetic process. The coding region runs from base 176 to 1285 and encodes 369 amino acids.